AUGUCUGCCAUAGAGCUCCCACUCAGCACAGGACUACUCCCAAGUGAAUACCACACUUACGACUCGAGUAAGAAACCUCCGGCUCUUGGGCAUGCUGUCAGACCAUAUUGGGCUUUUGACCCCGGAUAUGUGAAUCUUAACCAUGGCUCCUACGGAUCUGCUCCAUUGCCUGUCAUGUUCAGGUUCACAGAACUUGUUACACUGGCUGAACGGAACCCGGACAAAUUCCAUCGCAUCACUUAUAUGCCCCUCCUCAUAGAAUCACGGAAGCGCAUUGCGGAGCUGGUCGGAGCUCGUGCGGACGAAAUCGUCCUUGUAACGAACGCUACCCACGGUGUCAACGAAGUUUUGCGCAAUUUCGAAUGGCGCGAAGGUGAUGUACUAUUAUCGGCCACCACGACGUAUGGUGCCGUCUCCAGAACCGCGCAGUACCUAAGUGACAGGUCGGAGGCACCGCGUCCGACACACCACGUUAUUGAGUACACGUUCCCGAUGUCCCACACAGAGCUCAUUGAUCGCUUCCGCGAGAGUAUCAAGAAGAUCAAGGCCUUGUAUCCCGACACCGAGUUCAGCGAUGUCCCGUCCGAUUCAGUCACCGCACAAGCCGGGGGAAGCAACGUUAAGAAGAACAAGUUUGUAGCAGUGAUCGACUCAAUCGUAUCGAACCCGGGCGUGCUUCUGCCAUGGAAGGAGCUAGUCCAGAUCUGCAAGGAAGAGGGCAUAUGGAGCGUUAUAGAUGGGGCUCACAGCAUCGGUCAGGAGGUGGACAUCAACCUCAACGAAGCGAAGCCCGAUUUCUUCAUCUCCAACUGCCAUAAAUGGCUCUACGUCAAGCGAUCGUGCGCACUGCUCUACGUGCCUAAACGGAAUCAGCACUUGAUCAAGUCGUCUAUACCAACUUCCCACGCCUACGUCUCGCCCACUGAUAGCCACCCGCCGCCUCCUGACGAUGUCACGAAUUUUGUAGGCCAGCAUGAAUGGACGGGAACCAUGGAUCAAGGUCCGUUCCUCACCGUGGGCGCAGCGCUGAAUUUCCGGAAAUGGCUUGGCGGGGAAGCGGUUAUCAACGCCUACUGUCACAACCUCGCUAUGGAAGGCGGGCAGAGACUGGCCGAGAUUUUCGGCACGAAAGUGAUGGAUGUAACGGGCGAACUGACUUUGAACAUGACGAACGUCCUUCUUCCCCUUCCAGUGGAGAAAUUUAAGGGCGAGAUCUAUAACUCGCAGAACCUGGUUGCAAUUAACACAGUAUUUCGCGAAAAGCUUCUUUUCGACUGGAACAGCUAUGCUGGGCACUACUUCCAUGCGGGCGGUUGGUGGACUCGAUGCAGCGCACAAGUAUGGAAUGAGAUAUCCGACUUCGAGUAUGUCAGCAAAGCAUUCAUUGCGAUAUGCGAAGACAUCAAAUUAACAAUCCUUGCCAACCACAUCGCCUCGGAAUCCUAACGGUAUAUGUGUAUGAUACAUUGAAGGUUCGACUGAUAUGCAAUGGAUGGGUCGGACAAAUCGACAGAGAAUGUACCGGAGAAUAUAUUCAAUUCCAUGUAAAAUAGACGAAAGAUGCAAAACAAUGGUAGCGAAUAGCAGAUG
Molecule: messenger RNA, 1590 nt
Organism: Postia placenta MAD-698-R-SB12
Lineage: Eukaryota; Fungi; Basidiomycota; Agaricomycetes; Polyporales; Adustoporiaceae
Exons: 10
Coding region: 1-1446 (481 amino acids)
Source: RefSeq, a predicted model, not a curated record